Bipolaris maydis ATCC 48331 is the source of this 345-nucleotide messenger RNA. The record is from RefSeq and is a predicted model, not a curated record. NCBI's taxonomy places the organism in Eukaryota, Fungi, Ascomycota, Dothideomycetes, Pleosporales, Pleosporaceae.
AUGGAAGUCGGUAAGCAUUAUAGUAGUAGUACUUCGCCUCCGCAUUUCACCAACGGACACAGUACCGAGACCGUUACACCAUCCUCUACCGAUGCCAAUACACCACAAUCCAAGUUGACUCAAGACCCAACUCAGCCACUCUGUAAUCGACUCGUCCAGGAAGGUUCGAAUUAUAAAGGGACUAUUACGGCCAGCGAAGAUGCUAUGAUUACGACAGGCAAUUCCGUAGAGGGCGUUGUCCCACGGGAUGUCAGUCAGAAGGGAUCAGACUAUGCUGAUAUUGUUUCCAAAAACAAAGCAAAGGUUAACACAGGGAAUCGGAUGAAUGGACAGCUGAGUGGAUAA